AUGGAUCCAAAAUCAAUAUCCACUUUAACUGACCAGCAGGAUUCAAUUGGUUCAGAGAUCGACAGAAUCAUUCGCAACUUCAAGAAGAACUCACCCAGCAGGAAAACACGUCAAUAUCUCGAAGAUCGUAAAACAACUUUAGAACAGUUAUUAGCUGACUUCAAGGCUAAUGAUGAGCAACUACAACAAGCCGAUGUACUAGCAAGAACAUCGGAAUAUUCCACACAAGAUUACGGCAUGGUAAUCAUAAAUUUGGGUAACAAAUAUAUCACCACAAUAACUCAAGAGCUGGAAGCAUUACCCAUUAAGGCUCAACCAUCAACAAUAAAGGGGUUGGACCUUCAGAUAUAUAAUGAUGUUGAAGCUCCUGAAAUAGUAUUACCUACUGGUGGUCAAGAGAAUGAAAUUAUUCAGGCAUUAGUCAACAGACGAAAUGCAGUGUGUAAAUCAAUCAAUCGUCUCAUCCACAAUGUGAGACAAGAUAACCAGCAACAGGUACCACAAUAUUUUGCAGUAAAAUUAGCUACGCUUACCAAGUUAUGGGAUCAGGCUGAAGGUUUAAAUUUUACUAUUCAGGAACGGCAAGACAACCCUCCUGAUUGCAAUUAUUAUCUAGCACUGGAACAGUUGGUGCAAGAUACAAUGGUGGAAUGGACUAGUAAGUCGACCAAGAUUGAGACAUCAAUUAGGUCAACUUAUCAACCAUCGGCUACUUUGCCAACAAUAUCUCUUCCAAAGUUCAGUGGAGAUUAUUUGAGUUGGCGACAAUUCAGUGAUCUGUUUGCACAACUGAUACACAAUCAAGGAAUAUCAGACUCACAGAAACUCUGGUAUUUGAAAACCAAUAUUCAAGGCGAAGCUGAAGCACUCAUCAAGCAUUUGCAAAUAUCAGAUGCAAAUUAUGAGACGGCAUGGCAAUUACUACAAAGUAGAUAUGAGAAUAAAAGAGUUCUAGUAUCAGCAGUUUUGCAACGUUUGACAGCUCAAAACUCUUUAUAUGACCAUCCAACAGUCCAAGCCAUCAAAAAUAUGCAUGACACAACAAAGGAAAGUCUAUGUGAACUUCAUAAUUUAAAUAUUGAAACAUCAACUUGGGAUCCAAUUUUAGUUCACAUACUAUUAAAAAAGUUGGAUAAAAAUACACAUUGCAGUUUUGAACAAACUCUUACUAACCCAAGGGAGAUGCCCACAAUAAAACAAUUCUUAGAAUUUUUAGAAUUGAAAUUUCAGUCACUUGAGGCUAUAGGUCUACGAGACAAUGCAGUAUUUAAACCCAACAAAAGGAUAGCCGUAACUAUGGUUUGUUCAGAUCUAUGUAAAGUUUGUAAUACAGAUAAACAUCCGAUCUACUAUUGCAAAAAAUUUAUUGAAAUGACUCCUCCUGAACGAUUAAAUUGGAUUCAACGACAAAAACUAUGUGUGAAUUGUUUCAAAUCCGAUCAUAAAGCAAAGGUUUGUGAAGCUGGAUCAUGUAAAAAAUGUGCCAAGAAGCAUAACACUUUGCUUCAUUUAGAGCAACAGUCACCUAAACCUUCAAGGGCACCAGCAACAAACACAAAGUCUACCAGAACAUUGAUCAACGCUAAUGAAUCGCCAUCCAUUACAGCAACAACUAAUGCAAAGUGUACUCGUAAUUACGUUCUGCUAGCCACUGCAAAGGUGCGCAUUAUUGCAAACAAUGGACGAACGUGUGAUGUUCGUGCCAUACUCGACUCAGGUUCUCAAGUGAACCUAGUAACCCAAAGAGUAAUCAACAAGUUAUCUUUAAUUACCACAAAUUCAAAUCUAUCGAUCGAAGGUAUUGGCCGUCAAUUCGGGAACUCAAAAUCCCGCGUAAAUGUUGAACUGCAGGCUACUAAUGGAAGCUUCCGGACGAGACUAGAGGCAUUUGUAUUGCCACAAAUAAUAUCAGCACAACCGUCACGAGACCUAGAUAUCUCGGAUUGGCAGUUCCCACAGAAUGUAGAAUUAGCAGACCCCAGCUUUAACAGAUCUGGAAGAAUUGACAUGCUGAUUGGUGCUGAAUUCUAUCAUACUCUACUUCAACCAGAACAAUUGACAAUAGGAAAGAAUUCGCCACUGUUACAAAAUUCGGUUCUAGGUUGGUUGGUGGUUGGUAAGACUAAAACUACAACAGAUAUUAAACCAACAUGCGCUAUUACUACAGGAGAGGUUGGUGAAAUGUCAGAAACGAUUUUGGAAACAAAUCACGAUGGUCGUUUCAUUGUACGCUUACCUUUCCGCGAUGAUCCCACAACACUUGGUAGAUCGCGUGAGAUAGCAUUCAAUCGAUUUUGUUCUCUGGAAAGGAAGUUACAAAGGCACCCAAAUUUAUACAAGGAGUACAUAAAAUUCAUGGAUGACUACGAGUCAUUAGGUCACAUGGAAAAAGUUUGCCCGAAAGAUGUCAAGGGAGCACAAUAUUUCAAUCCUCAUCAUUGUGUCUUAAAACCUGACAGCACUACAACCAAAUUGAGAGUUGUCUUUGAUGCAUCAGCAAAAACAUCAAGCGGUUUAGCACUAAACGAUAUUUUGCACAAAGGUCCAACAGUGCAAAGUGAUCUUUUUUCAAUAUUGUUGCGUUUUAGAAUACACCGGUUUGUAUUUACGGCUGAUAUUGAGAAAAUCUACCGGCAAAUUCAAGUACAUGAUGAAGAUACAGCACAGCAGCUGAUAAUCUGGAGAAAAAGUGCUGAUGAUAGUAUACAAUAUUACCGACUGAAAACGGUUACAUAUGGAACGAAGUCAGCCCCUUAUCUUGCAACAAAAUGUCUUCAACACCUUGCGAAACAUAAUAUGACCAACUAUCCGCUUGGAGCACCUGCAUUACUUAAUGAUUUUUAUGUAGAUGACUGUUUAAGCGGAACUAACAGCAUCAUUACCGCCUUAGACACUCAACAACAACUUAUGAAACUGCUCAGUAAAUCAGGAUUUAAACUGAGAAAAUGGUGCUCAAAUAAUACACGACUCCUACAAAACAUUCCGAUAGAAGACCAAGAAAUCAACCUUGAUUUAGAUGACUCAGCCAUAAAGCCAACAAAAACAUUAGGCAUUAUUUGGCUCCCGAAAUCAGACGAAUUUUGCGGUAAGGCAGAGAUGUCAUCAGAACAACCUAUCACGAAGCGGAUUGUGGCAUCGGACUUAGCUCGAAUUUUUGAUCCUUUGGGAAUUUUUGGCCCCAUUACUGUAACAGCUAAAAUAUUCAUGCAGGAAUUGUGGCAACAAAACUAUUCCUGGGAUGCGGAACUGUUACCUCAGGCUCAGCUAGAAUGGAAGCGUUUUAGAAAUGACUUACAAACAUUAAAUACUGUCAAAGUACCCAGACAUAUUUUUAAUUCAACGGUUACCUGUUCGAUUCAAUUACACGUGUUUACGGAUGCAUCAGAGAAGGCAUAUGGAGCAGCUAUGUACGUGCGAGCAAUAUAUAAUGAUAAGACAAUAACAUCGAGACUAUUGUGCGCCAAAUCUAGAAUAGCACCAUUAAAGAAACAGACACUUCCACGACUAGAACUCUGCGCAGCAUUGCUGGGAGUCGAAUUAGCAGAAAGAGUUAAACAAGAUUUAAAGUAUCAAAACGUGCCAACCUACUUUUGGUCCGAUUCCAAAAUUGUUUUGUCAUGGAUAAUAUCUUCAUCUGCCUCAUUGCACACAUUCAUAGCAAAUCGUAUUAGCAAAAUUCAAGAGAUGUCACAUGCUGAUCAAUGGCAUCAUGUGGCGUCAAAGGAUAAUCCUGCUGACAUCAUUUCCAGAGGAAUAAAAGUUAAAAUGUUCAAUUAUUCACAUAUAUGGUUUUUUGGUCCACUCUUCCUUCAUGGACGCAACGAAUUUUGGCAACAGCCAAACCUAAAGGCAUUUAACAUCUCAACUGAUAUCGAAAGACGACAAGGACAUACAGUUAACAUUAUCAUUCAAACGACUGGUUCUGAUCACAUGAUAAAUCAAAUUGAUCAUCGAUUCAGAUACCUCCAAAGAACAAUUGCUUAUGUUCGCCGUGUAUUUCAUCGCACACAAUCACCAACAAGAACACUUUCUCCAAAAGAAUUACGAGAUGCAUUAGUCUUCAUAAUUAAAACUAUUCAGGGCUCAGAAUUUGCAAAGGAAAUCUCUGAUUUAAAACAAUGUAAAGCAGUCAACAGUUCGAGUCAACUAAAUACUUUAGCACCGUUCAUUGACAAACAAGGUGUACUUCGUGUUGGAGGAAGGCUUGAAGCAUCAACAUUGCCAUAUGAUGCUAAACACCCAAUGGGACUUAUUAGCAGUCCAGAUUCCUAUCAACAUCAAUGGGAAUCCCAGAAGCAUCGUCUUAGCAACUGA
Molecule: messenger RNA, 4314 nt
Organism: Teleopsis dalmanni
Lineage: Eukaryota; Metazoa; Arthropoda; Insecta; Diptera; Diopsidae
Exons: 3
Coding region: 1-4314 (1437 amino acids)
Source: RefSeq, a predicted model, not a curated record